Messenger RNA from Closterium sp. NIES-65, 225 nucleotides. The record is from the annotation of a GenBank genome assembly. Lineage: Eukaryota; Viridiplantae; Streptophyta; Zygnematophyceae; Desmidiales; Closteriaceae.
AUGCUUCGGCAGACUAUUCCGCAUCGUGUGUCCAACGUAAUCAAGUUCACUCACACAGUAGUGACCCACCAGCUGCUGCACUGCACCCCACCUGCUCUCUUGCUCCUCCACUACCCCCUCCAUUCUCCAACCGGCCCUCCAGCACGCCAGGGCUUUCAGUUUUGCCUCAGGUGCCUGGCACCUUGCUACUGCGGCCACUCGCCACUUGUUGUCGCCCUCCGUUGA